UAAUAUUAUGAUUAUAAAGUUUGAAGUAAAACUGUGAAUUGUAUCCAUUUGUUGAGUUCAAAGUUGAAAAUUAGAGAUGGCUGGGCAAUCGGACCAUGAGCUCUCACUGUUUUCAGCAGAGGAGCUUGAGUUCAUCGCUGAGGACGAGAUUGUGGACAUCGUGCCAAAUCUCAAAAUGGAUCCACUCUGUCUCAUCUCUGGAGAUUUUGGCCCAUUUACGCCACAAAUUGUUACUCAAGUACCGCUUUGGUUGGCCAUUGCUCUCAAGAAGAGAGGCAAGUGUUCCAUUUGCCCUCCCCAAUGGAUGACUGUUGAGAAGUUGACUCAAGUGUUGGAGGUAGAGCGAGACUCUCAAGAGAUGUCGGAACAUUUGCCAUUUCAUUAUGUAGAAAUCUCAAGACUUCUUUUUGACCAUGCACGUGACAACAUCCCCGAUGCAUACAUGGUGAGGUCUCUAAUUGAGGACAUCAGAGAUGUAAGGUUUCAUAAAGUUGAAACUGACUUGGAGGGAUUCAAUGGUCGUACAAUAGCUGUGAAGAUAAAAAAUUUAUCUGCAAUGGAAGUGAACAUUGUUCGCCCAUUUAUUGGAAGAGCUUUACAAGCAUUCUACAAGCAUGAUAGUUCAGAGUUGAUCCCAGACCCAGAGCGAGCUCCUGAUAGACGGCCGCAAGUUGCCCACAAUGCCCCAAGAAGGCAACUACGAAGAUAAUUGUGUAGAACUUUUUGGCAACAACAUUUCUAGAUUGGUAAAUCUGUCUGGCUUCAAAGGUAUACACAUUUUUUCCUGAGAAAUACUUUGGGAGAUAUCUUCACCGUUGAUUUCAAAAUAGGUGGUAUGGAUUUAGCUAAAUCUUCAUAGAGAUAUCUUCACCUCUGGAUUCAUUAUAAAAUAGGUGGUAUGGAUUUAGUUGAAUCUUCAUAGAGCAAUGUUCUUUGUAUUUUUAUGUAGUUAGUUUGGUUGGUAAUUUAAAUUAUUUAAUUCCGAGCUUGUACUUCUUACAUGUAAUCAAUUCUUAUCUGAAAUUAAAAUAGUUAAGAAGUAAAUGAGUAAAUAAGCUAGUCAUUUUUAAUCUUAGAAAA
Molecule: messenger RNA, 1080 nt
Organism: Cicer arietinum (chickpea)
Lineage: Eukaryota; Viridiplantae; Streptophyta; Magnoliopsida; Fabales; Fabaceae
Product: DNA replication complex GINS protein PSF2-like
Biological process (GO): double-strand break repair via break-induced replication; DNA replication
Cellular component (GO): GINS complex; nucleus
Source: RefSeq, a predicted model, not a curated record